This is a messenger RNA of Brassica napus (rape), 5967 nucleotides long. RefSeq lists its product as uncharacterized. The record is from RefSeq and is a predicted model, not a curated record. Lineage: Eukaryota; Viridiplantae; Streptophyta; Magnoliopsida; Brassicales; Brassicaceae. The coding region runs from base 1681 to 2688 and encodes 335 amino acids. The transcript is spliced from 5 exons. Gene Ontology annotation, molecular function: nucleic acid binding; RNA-DNA hybrid ribonuclease activity.
AUAAAAUUUUACAAAUUCACAAAAUUCAUAAAAUUAAAAUAUGAAAUAAAAGAAAAUUGCGUCUGCGGCAACCAAACGAACAGAACUAAAUCUACUUUCUGCGUCUGUGGCUGCGGCUGCGGCAAUGUCCUGCGUCUUAGAAACGAACAACAAGUUGCGUAUGCGGCUGCGGCUGCGGCUGAGUCUGCGGCUGCGGCUGAGUCUGCGGCUGCAAAACGAACAACAACCAAAGGAAUAGACGCAGCCGCAGCCGCAGACUCAGCCGCAGCCGCAGCCGCAGGAACAUGCGUCAAUGAAACGAACAGCCCUAACAAAGAAGUCCAAAAGGAGAUUCAACUCACCUGGGAGGCAAAGUGUCAGCACUUACCUGGUAGCCGCUUCCAUAUUGCUCUCAAGAGAUGCUGAUCAAGUCUAGCCAGAUGGAAGUCAAAAUCCGCUACAAACUCAGCAAAGAAGAUUGAAAAGCUGAAGAAUCUCCUAAAAUCUGCGUCAACUCAAGAGAUCAUGAAGCAUCUAAAGCCCAAGGUCACAGACGAAAUUAACAAGGACCUCACCAGACCUGUCACAGAAAAUGAACUCUUCCAAGCUAUCCGACAGAUGGACAGGGAGAAAGCUCCAGGCCCCGAUGGACUAAACUAGGUUUCUUCAAAGAUCAUUGGGAGACAAUAAAAACAGGUGCUCUAAAUUUUGCUAAAGCUUUUUUUGAACAUGAAAUCUUAGACGAUGAAAUGAAUCAAACCCAUAUAUGUCUCAUUCCAAAAACAGAGUCCCCUACAACCCCAAAAGACUUUAGACCAAUCAGCUUAUGCAAUGUUGCAUAUAAGUUGAUCUCUAAAGUCUUAGCAGAUCGUCUAAAACCUUGGUUGCACCUAAUAAUUUCAGAAAACCAAACUGCUUUCAUCCCUAAUAGACUUAUCACGGAUAAUAUCCUAAUUGCCCAUGAACUCCUACACUCUUUGAACACAAAAAAGCUCAAACAACCUUUUAUGGCAUUAAAACUAGACAUAAGUAAAGCUUUUGACAAGGUCAAAUGGAACUACAUAAAUGAAGUAAUGAAAAGACUAGGAUUUAAUGAGAAAUGGCGUAGAUGGGUAAUGAAAUGUAUAAGCUCUGCCUCAUAUUCAAUUCUCUUAAAUGGCAAUCCUGUUGGAAAAAUAAUACCAAACAGAGGAAUAAGGCAGGGCGACCCCAUUUCCCCUUACCUUUACUUAUUAUGUACUGAAGGGCUUUCUUCUAUUAUUCAAAAUAGUAUUCAAACAGGAAAAAUUCAUGGCUUUAAAGCAAGUAGAACGGGUCCUGCAAUCUCUCAUUUACUUUUCGCUGAUGAUUCCCUCUUGUUUUGUAAAGCAGAAGAAGGAGAAUGCAGGGAACCAAUGCAAAUCUAUGAAAAAGCUUCAGGUCAGGCUGUCAACUUCAGUAAAUCAGCUAUUAUGUUUGGUAAAGGCCUAGAUAAGGAUAAUAGAAGAAAGCUUAAGUGAAUGUACAUGAAUUAAUAAGACAGCUGGUUUUGGUAGAUAUCUGGGUCUCCCUGAAUUCAUAGGCAGAAAUAAGUUUAACACCUUCGAUUUCAUUAAUCAGAAGCUAGAGAAAAAGAUAAGCAGUUGGUACACUAAAUUUUUAUCACCUGCAGGAAAAGAAGUUCUUCUGAAAGCCGUAGCAACAGCCAUUCCAGCAUAUAGUAUGUCUUGUUUCCUCUUGCCCAAAAGAGUACUAAAUCAAAUGACAAAAGCCAUGAGAAAAUUCUGGUGGUCAAGCGCCAAAGACAAACAGGGGAUACCUUGGAUAGCUUGGAGCACAAUUGCAGACUCUAAAAGCUUGGGUGGACUAGGUAUAAGAGAUUUAACGGAUUUCAACAUAGCUCUUGUUGCAAAACAGAGCUGGAGAAUACUUCAGAACCCAAGCUCACUGCUUAGUAGAGUCUACAAGUCAAAAUACUUUCAAAAGACGAGUCUCCUCCAGGCGAAACCAAAAUCAAAUGGCAGCCACGCAUGGAAAAGCAUACUAAAAGAUCCAGAAGACGUAGAGAUCAUCAAGACCAUACGACCGUCAAUCACAGGAGCUAGUGAUUCUACUUUCUGGAUCCACACAAAAGAUGGUCAAUAUUCAGCCAAAUCAGAGAACUUGCGCAAAAGAAAGAUGGUGGCAGAUAGCACAUGUCAGCUAUGCGGUAAACAUCAGGAGACAACGAACCAUCUAAUCUUCCAAUGCAGAGCCAGUAAGGAAAUAUGGAGCAUGACACCAUCCAUCCAAAUAUCAGAUGGUUCAUGGACGUCACCAACGGACAAUGCUGGCAUUGGUUGGGCUCUAUUUAACACUGACGGAAGAAUUAUAUUAGAAGGAAAAGCUGCAAUAGAGCCAGUCAACUCCCCACUAGAUGCAGAAGCUGGAGCAUGGAGAAUGGCUGUAGUUCAAAUGAGGAAGCUAGGAUAUCACAUAGUCACCUUUUAUGGAGAUUCCUCUGAAAUCUAUGACACUUUGUCUAAUUCUCAUCAAGCUUCACCCAGCAGCAUCAAAGGAAAUCACUGCCCAACUUACAUGAAAGAUAUUGCCAAUCUGGCAAAAGAGAGUAAUUACAACUUAGGCUUUCAAAAAGUCAAAAGAACUUGUAAUGGUGUUGCAUACAAAUUAGCUAAAGAGGGUAGGAUUACAAACUCAGGUUAUGUUGUAAGAUGGAAAAACAAUGUGUAAUGUUUUGUAUUGUAUAAUAAAAAGUAUGCCGUCAAAAAAAAAAAAAUUAAUCGUUGUUCAGGGAGUUAGGGGUGAGAACUAUUAUCCGAGAUCCAUAUUCAAAUCCUAUCCUUUCUGAUCCGCCGGGAAAAUGAAUAUCUAGAAUACAAGGAUCUGGAUAGUUAUUUUACGAUUUUGACAAAUCUCGUUAGCAAAAUUUUAAGUCUAAAUAUUCAUAUCAAAAUCUAAAUUUUGAUAGUUAUUUUACGAAUUUGACGAAUAUUGUUAGUACUAUAGGUCUAAUAUUCGGAUCAAGAUUUGGAUUUAUAUAAUUAUUUGAAAAUUUUAAAAAUAUAAUUUAAUUAUAUAAUUUAAUUAUAUAAUUUACAUAUAAAUAACAAAUAAUAAUUUUUAUUAGCAUUUAAUAAUUUAUUUAUUUUAUUUUUGAAAAAAAUUUAGGUAGUAAAAAAUUAUUAGGUUAGUUUUUUUAAAAAAAUAUUUUUUAUUUAUUAAAAAAUAUCUAGAUAGUAACUUUAUAGAGACGAUAGAUACAGGUCUAGAUACCCGAGCCAUUUUACCACUAGUUUAAUUGGUAUUUCAAAUGCUUUAAAUAAUAAAAUAUAUGUUCUUGAUAUGGGUUGUUUUUUUCAUCCUUGACAUGGGGUUGCCUUAUCUUUAAUACAAGCUAGAUUUUGAUUAUCAAAUCUAUGUUCCUUGCUCUAUUCUAGGAAUGAGCGUUCGGAUACCCGUUGGUGUUCAGAUCAUGUAUUUUGGAUUUUGGUUCUACUUUGUUACACUAGUCUCAUUUAAGUAAAUUUGUGCAGGUUGGAUUCAGAUAUAACACAUCGGUUUCACUUUUAAUUUGUAUCACAUCUUAAAACUCAUAAAGUAACCAUAUACUGAUAUAUCGUUCGAAUUUGAGUUAUAUCGGAUCAUUUCGGAUAACCCGAAGUAAAAUCUAAAAUUAAAAAAAUAUAAAAUUUAGAUAUCAUAUCAAAAUAAAUAUAAAAUUUAUAAGGCACUUAUUUAAUUUUUAAAUACAUAUCUUUAGAUAUCAUAUCAAAAUAAAUAUAAAAUUGAAUAUUUAAGUACAUAUCUAUACUUCAAAUAUCUCUAUUGCAUACUAAUUUGAAUAUUCGGAUCGGUUUCUUUGGAUAUUAUUUUGGGUUUUUUGAAUUUUUUGGGUUACCCUUUCGGUUCAGUUAAUAACACUGUGGGUUCAUAUAUGUUUUGUAACAUCCUAAAAUACCCAUUCAGAUAUUUUUAAUAUUUUAGACCAGAUAUGGAUCGGAUUUUUCGGUUCGGGUUACGAAUAUUAUGUCCAUGCCUAAUCUAACCUUUAGGUGGAGGUAUUGGAUUUAGAAGUUUGAUAAAAUUAAAGGAAAUAUAGAUUUUAUUAAAUAUUUUUUAUUGGAUUAAAUAAAUGUAAUCAGUUUUCUAAUCAUUUUAAUUUCUAGUGUUAUUCAAUAUUUGGUAGAUUUUCUAUUAUUGUCAUUUUAAAAAAAAAUUAGUGGAAAAUGUAUUGUAAAAAUGUAAAGAACGAAUUCUUUAUUUUUAUGAUAAGAUUUGUCAUCUUAAUAAAACUUAACACAAAUAUCUCUAUUUCUCUGUUUUUCAUUUGUAACUAACUGAAAACAAAAAAAAAAAAAUUUACAAUGUUGAACUAUUGAACUUCGUUAAAGCUUAUUUUUUUUCUUAAGUAAUGAAAACAGAAAAAAAUUGAAAUAACAGAAAAAAAUUGAAAUAACAUAAAUAUUUCUCAUCGUCAAAGUGAUAGUAGCUAUGUGAUAUUUUGAUUUGCACUCACACCUAAACACAGGAAAGAAUUAAAUAACAGAAAUAUCUUUUUUUUUUUUUUUUGAUAACUCUGGUAUCUGGGCAGCCACAUUCCCAACUAUCACCCCGUAGGGGGUCCAGCGCCCCAGCCGAGGUUCUAACAGAAAUAUCUUUUGUUGAUGAUUCAUAAAAUCCCUACAAAAUAAUAUUUAUCAUAAAACACUAAUUAUAAAAUUUCAAAUUGUUGUUGACAAAUAUAUUCUAUCGAUAAACUCAUCAAAUAGUACCUAUUAUUUUUAAAAGAUUUUUUGUUAGAACCUCUCCUAUAAAUUCUAGUUAACCUAUAUCAUCAAAUCUCUAUAAAAUAGUAUGUUUCUACUUACAAAAAUAUUAGCGUGUAUAUUACUUCACCUAUUAUAUAGAAUUGCAUAUCAUAUCACUUCUCAGAGCAAAAAAUCUCAGCUAGAAAAAGUAUAAGUUUCACAAAAGUUGAACGAGUAGUCUUUUUUUUUACACCGGAUAACAAAUUACAUCAUCAUAUAAUUUCUAACUCUAUUACAUAUGGUGAUCAACUAUCUGCAACAUAUAAUAUUGAUGAACAGCUCCGCAGAUAAGGAUUCCAUGAUGAAACUCUUCCCGAAACACUUGGAUCGAUGAACGAUUAUGCAUGUACGACAUCCUCGAUGGAUAGGCUCUCUCUGCAGUAGACGACCACAACGAGCGGUUCUGCCUACAAUACUCUGAAACCUCCGAUAAGAUAUAUGCAUCCUAUAAUGUGCAAAAAAUUACAUAGUUUAGAAUUCGAACAUUGGACAUGGGUGUAGAAGCCUUUAAACCUUAACUAUUAGGAACCUAAUUUUUUGAUUUUUUUCUCUUGUUAUCAUUAGCUCAUAACAAUAGUUUAGUAUUCCCUGUUUUCUCAUAUUAUUUGUUUAUAUAAGAUAACAAAUAAUGAAAACAUCUUUUGUAUGAGGAUGGAAACCGGAGUCAAUUGUUGAAACGUAUUUUAGUUCAUGGUAUCGGGAAAGGAUGGCGUGAUUCAAAUCGCUCCUUGACCAAAACAACGAUAAAGGCAAAGAUUUUAUUGAAUCAAACAGCUCGGAUGCUACAAAAAUCACAAGCAUUACUUGAAUCAAAUGAAGUUUUUGAAAAAGAAUAUGAAAGUUAUGUAGACACGUUCCAACUUAGCUCUGAUUUUGGGCGGGAUCCAGGGACGUGCCUGAUACCAAGCAGAUCAAGCAGAUCAAACAUUGGCUUUGGGGCCAACAACAAAAUAUUCACUUUAGGGACCAAAAUAAGUGAGGUUUCUCUCUAGUUCUAGUGGCAAAUGCCAAUGUAUAAUACUGCAGGAGUUCAUGGGUUCGAAGUACAUGGAACACCUUUUAAUAUUUUCAUGUUUUAUUUAGAUUAUGGACCAAAACUUUUUUUUUGCUUAUGUGCCUGAAAUUGUGAAGCCCGGCCCUGGCGGGAUCCCAUAACAAAACAAUUGACAACUCCAGAUGAAGUAUGGAAAAAAUAUAUUAA